AUGGCGUACGAUCGUUACAUCGCCAUCUGCUUCCCCUUCUACUAUGUCAUCAUUAUGAAUCGGAACAUUUGUGGGAAAAUUACAGUCGCCGUGUGGUUAGGAGGGUUCUUCAUAUCCAUUGUCCCCACCAUCUCAAAGCCUCUGAUCUUCUGUUCAGAAGACCAGCUGGAUCAUUUUGUCUGUGAGAUAUUAGCGGUGGUGAAGAUAGCGUGUGGGAACUCCUCCAUUUAUAAACUGAGAUUAUUUAUCAUGAGUCUGUUCACCCUCUUAACACCCUUUGUAGUUAUCUUUGUAUCAUAUUGUCUCAUUAUUGUAUCAGUCCUGAGAAUUCAGUCAACUGAACGGAGAUCCAAAGCUUUCUCCACGUGUGCUUCCCACCUGAUUGUGGUCUCCAUGUUUUACGGGACAACUAUGACCAUGUACAUGGGGCAGACCAAGAAUCUAUCGUCCGUACUCAAAUAUAUCGCUCUCAUGUAUGGUGUUAUGACCCCUGUAUUAAACCCUUUGAUAUACAGCCUAAGGAAUAAUGAGGUAAAGGAAGCAUUCCUGAAAAUAUUAGGAAAAUGUUUAUUGUCUGAAAAUGCAUGA
Nanorana parkeri is the source of this 588-nucleotide messenger RNA. Its product is annotated as olfactory receptor 2K2-like. The record is from RefSeq and is a predicted model, not a curated record. Gene Ontology annotation, cellular component: membrane. Lineage: Eukaryota; Metazoa; Chordata; Amphibia; Anura; Dicroglossidae. Gene Ontology annotation, biological process: G protein-coupled receptor signaling pathway. Bases 1 to 588 code for a protein of 195 amino acids. The transcript has a single exon. Gene Ontology annotation, molecular function: olfactory receptor activity.